GACAAAAUUGAUUUUUUCAAAAGUGCCACGAAUUUCAAGGCCAUAACGUUUUCAACAAUUUUUCAUAGACAAUGUCGUCGGCGGCAAACAUUGACCACAAAUUGGACGAAAAGUGUCUGUCAUCGGCACAGCUGUCAUCGCGUACUUCAUCGCUUGAUUCUUCGUAUAACAUAGACAUAGAGAUUGGCCGCCGAAACGGCGGCGUCGGCGGCCACGGCAUUGGUGGCAGCGAUCACCAGUUGACGGACAUUGUCGGCGACGGUGGCGGCGGCGGCGGUUUGGACACCGAUGUCGACGACUAUCACGAUCCGCACUAUCAGGACUCGAUUCAGCCGAGUCUUAACUUUUCCCGAUUGGCCUACAAUCUGACACAAUUUAACGAGACGUACGAUGUUAUACGCGGCGGCCGCAAACGUGGUCGCUCGGAUGCCGCGGGCAGCGGUGGCGGUGGCCGCGGUGGUGGCGGCCCUACCCGUAGUCGGAUGAUGGCUGCCGUACGUCCCCAGUGUACGCCCCAUCAUCUGAAACGUACGAUGCGAUCGCUGUUACCGAUUACCGAUUGGCUAUACAAUUAUAAUUGGAAAUCGGAUCUAGUGGCCGAUAUUGUUACCGGCGUAACGAUUGCCAUAUUUCAAGUACCGCAGAGUAUGGGCUACAGUUUGCUGGCACAGGUCAGUCCCAUCUACGGACUGUAUUCAUCAUUUUUUCCGGCACUCAUCUACUCGUUUAUGGGCUCAUCGCGUCACGCGUCAAUAGGAACGUUUGCUAUCGUAUCGCUGAUGACCGGAUCCAUUAUCAACGAAAUGAACGCCUCAAACGAUAAUCCAUUGGUGAUGACGGCGGCGGCGGCGGCCAUCAAUGAGACUAUCAUCGGCAGCACCGCCACCACCACCGCCGCUAGUAUUGGUGGUCAACGGCUAUACUCGAACAUCGAGAUGGCAUCGAUGAUAGCCCUACUGAUCGGCGCCUAUCAGCUCCUGUUCGGCAUAUUUCGUAUGGGUUUCAUAUCGGUCUAUAUGUCCGAACAGCUGAUCAGUUCAUUCAUAACCGCUUCAUCCUUCUACGUCCUGACCUCACAAAUCGGCUACAUGUCUGGCCUACAUUUGACCAGCCAUAGCGGUACCCUAUCGCUAUUCAAAACGUAUGCCGAUUUUUUCGGUCACAUCCAUCAGGCCAACACCAUAGCCCUGAGCGUAUCGUUCAUAUGUAUAGCUAUACUAUUGUUUUUCAAACUAUAUUUCAUUGAUAAACUAAAACAAUGGACCAAAAUGAACAUACCGUUUCCCAUUGAACUAACCAUUGUUGUCGGUUCAACCCUACUGAGCUCACUGUGUCAGCUAAACAUCGAUACUGUCGGACCCAUUGAUACAGGACUACCGUCACCCCUACAGCCCCGUUGGUCGCUAAUACCUAAACUAUGGCUCCGGUGUAUACCCUUGGCUAUUGUUGCCUACGCUAUAACCUAUUCAACUGGUAAAACAUUUGCCACUAAACAUAACUACGAAAUUAGCUCCAAUCAGGAACUCCUAGCGAUCGGUACGACCAAUGUUUUCUCAUCGUUUUUCUCAUGUCUGCCCACUGCUGCCUCACUGUCCCGAAGUGCCGUCCAGGAAACCGUAGGCGGCAAAACACAAAUGGCCAGCAUUGUCAACAGUGUCGGCAUACUGUUUGUAUUGUUAUAUUUUGGCCAAUAUCUUGAAAAACUACCCAAUUGUGUUUUGGCGUCAAUCAUAUGCGUAGCCCUUAAGACACUGUUUGCCCAGAUAUUUGAUGUCUGGCGCUAUUGUCGGGUCAACAAACUCGAUGGUUCCAUAUGGAUCGUAACGUUUGUAGCUGUGAUAGUACUGAAUGUGGACAUUGGUCUAUAUGUAGGUCUGGCCUAUUCGCUGGUGACCCUAAUCUAUAAGUCUCAAAGGCCAAAGACCUACUUAUUGGGAUCAAUUGAUAAGUCCGAUGUUUACGUACCGCUCAAAAAGUAUGGAUCGGCUCACGAGUUGACCGGCAUUAAGAUCUACCAGUUUUGCGGACCCCUGCACUUUGCCAAUGUUGAGUACUUUAAACGGGGACUACAGUACAGGACAAAGAUAUACGUCAAUCAUGUUAUCGAACGGCGCCGUAAACUACAAAAGGCACACAACCGACGGCUGAAGGACGAGGAACAGGAGGCGGCAGAAACUGAGACUACAUCGAAAUCGGCGGCAAUGAUUUGCGGCGGAAAAUUUCAACGUAUGCGUACAUUUUCAAGGGACACACCUACUACACAACUGUCCCUCGAUAUAGUGGCCACUGCUGACGAUCUACCAACUCAUCUUAUCAUUGAUUGUUCAAUGUUUUCCUAUAUCGAUACGACUGGUGUUACCACAUUGAAAACAACUGUCCAGGAAUACGAAUCGAUUGGUGUGAAAACAUUUCUGGCUAACUGUGCCGCACAUGUAGUGAAAAUGUUGGAAAAGGAUGGCUUCUACGAUGAAGUUAAACCAUAUCAUGUCUAUAUAACAAUACACGAUGCCGUACAUCAUGCCCUGGAGGAACAAAAAGGUACAUUUGAUCCGUUAGUGGUGAUGACACCCAACAACACCAUAACCACCAACAACAACAACAACACCAUUACUACCGGUGCCGCUGCCGUCACCGUAAUUGCCGACAAGUUUAAUGUAGUAACCUUUGCUCACACGGUAGGUGUUGGUGGUGGUGGUGGUCAGCAAUUGUCGGGUACGGGUGAUAGUGAUGAUCGUAUGAUAAAACAGCAGAUGCCGACCGAUGAUGAUAAUGAUGAUGAUGAGGAAGUGGCGGUAAUGAUACCCAUUAACAACUACCAGUCCCUGGAUAUAGGAUUUCCAUUGAAUAAUAAUAAUCCAAAUUAAUUGUGCGAUUAUUACUCUGUAUUAUUGAUUGUUACGAUAUUUUACGUAUAUUUUUUUGUGCACAAAAAAUCUAAUAAUAAUAAUAAUAAUAA
This is a messenger RNA of Oppia nitens, 2956 nucleotides long. Its product is annotated as solute carrier family 26 member 6-like. Gene Ontology annotation, molecular function: secondary active sulfate transmembrane transporter activity; oxalate transmembrane transporter activity; chloride transmembrane transporter activity. Bases 72 to 2864 code for a protein of 930 amino acids. Gene Ontology annotation, cellular component: membrane. Lineage: Eukaryota; Metazoa; Arthropoda; Arachnida; Sarcoptiformes; Oppiidae. The transcript has 8 exons. Gene Ontology annotation, biological process: transmembrane transport. The record is from RefSeq and is a predicted model, not a curated record.